UACAGAUAGUGCUUCGGGAUUCAAACCCAGUCAUCCUCAUUUCAAGUAGAUGUUCAUGUGUUGCUGGCACUGCAGUGUGUAACCACACAGUUGCUUUGUUGUUCCAAACUGCACACUAUUCAGAACUAAAUGUACAGCUUGUGCCCCCUGUCCACACCUGCACUGAGAUGGAACAGCAAUGGCACAAGCCCAGAACAGUGGGGGUGAAACCUGGCCCAAUAAAUAAAAUGGUGGUGAUCAGACCAAGGCUCAGCCGACUCAGUGAAGGAGGAAUCAGAAGUACACUCUACAAGGGCUUGGUUGGGGACCUAUUUGACCUCUCGGUGCUACAGAUUGGAGACACAUACAAAGAUUUUGAUCGCGAAGAACAACCUCUUGUGGCAACUAUGGGCAUUAGUGAUGAAAAGACCCUUGUGGAGACAGCUUUUGGCAUGGCACAAAAGGGCAGUGUGCUCUCUUACCAACUGCCCAUUUUACCCACAAAGUCUGUCAAGAUGCACCAUGAUGCUCCAUCUUACCCAUCGCUGCCUCUGGGUGACUACAGGCUUCUACCAACAGACUGUGUGCACGUGUGCACUCAGGAGGAACACUUCUUCCUUAAAAGCUUGACUGUCACACUGGACAUGGCCAAUAAGAUUGAGCUGGCAACAAGAGAGCAGGCAGCAGACCAGGAGUGGCAUCAGCUUCGUAGGCCUCGGAUCACCUCUUCACGUUUUAGAGAGGUAUGUUUUGUGAGGGGAGCAAUUUCUGCAGAAUCUCUUGCAGAAAGGAUCCUAAAAGGAACCAGGCAAACUGCAAACAUGAGGCGAGGGACAGAGUUGGAAUUUGAGGCAGCAAAGGAGUAUUGCAGGAUGAAAAAUGUAAACUACAGAUCCUCUGGCCUUAUUAUACAUCCUGAUGCCCCUUGGCUUGGCACUUCACCAGAUGGCUUGAUUUAUGAUCCACAUGCACAGCCACCAUUUGGACUAGUGGAGAUAAAGUGCCCCAAUGUAAAGAACUAUGUGGAUUGUAAAUACCUUCAAAUGCAGUAUGGCACACCGACUCUUCGUGAUAGCCACUCAUACUUCUGGCAAGUCCAGGGUCAACUGCUGAUCACUGGCUUGCAGUGGUGCGAUUUUGUGGUUUGUGCCCAAGAAGACAUGCUUGUGCAGCGUGUUCAUGUCGACCCAAAAGUUACAGCAACAAUCAGAGAGAGGGUGGACCAGUUUUACUUUCAUGUGUACAUGCAAAAGUACUUGGCCUGCUCCAAAUGAAUUACAUGAAAAGUGAUUCAUUACCACUUUGAAAGCUAUUGUGUAUUUACAGACGUGUUUUGUAUAUUUAGCAGAUUAUGUAUUGUUUUUUUAUAAAAAUUUAUUUGUCAUGAAAAAAUUUACAACUGUACAAAAAAAAAUACAUAUUUUGUAUACGUUACUGUAUGCAUGUUUUUUUUGUCCAUGCACCAUUAUAUAUACAUAUACAUAAACAAUGUUUUCUAUACACAAGAGAGGGGGAGCAGUUAUAGGUGCAAUACAUUUAUUCAACCCCCACUGUAAUUUGCUGCAUUAGCUGUUAAAUUUGGAUGCAUCAUUUGUGUCUAACCUGUCAGUGAAUGGUGAACGUAUUUGCAGUGGGAGCUGAAUAAAUUUGAUCACAACAACAUUAUCACACAAAACCAAGCCUAGUUUCAGGAUAGCAUAUUUACAUCUUAAAAACAUCUUAACUUCAAUGGAAGUCAACCUGAAAUGUAAUUUUGUAGCAUUUCUAAUGGUCAGUUAAAUCAUGAAACAAAUGCUAGAUUCACAUAGGGAAAAAGACACAUACAAGACAGUGAUGAUCUAGACGGGGAACAGA
This is a messenger RNA of Astyanax mexicanus (Mexican tetra), 1833 nucleotides long. RefSeq lists its product as uncharacterized. The transcript is spliced from 3 exons. Bases 168 to 1253 code for a protein of 361 amino acids. The record is from RefSeq and is a predicted model, not a curated record. NCBI's taxonomy places the organism in Eukaryota, Metazoa, Chordata, Actinopteri, Characiformes, Acestrorhamphidae.